AUGAAUAGUAACCGAUGCCAAACGAAUGAGGUGAAUAAAUUUAUUAGUAGUACAGAAAAGGGGCCUUUUACGGGCAGGGACAAUACGCUCUCUUUUAACAAAAUCGGGAGCAGACUGAAUUCACCACCGAUUCUGAAGGAUAAAAUUGAGCUGAAAUUUCUACAACACUCAGAAGAUUUGAAUCAAUCACGGUCCUACGUAAAUAUUCGUCCUAGAACCUUAGAGGAUCAAAGUUACAAAUUUGAAGCGCCAAAUCUAAAUGACAAUGAAACUUCUUGGGCCAAGGAUUUUAGAUAUAACUUCCCUAAGAAUGUUGAACCGCCCAUCGAAAAUCAAAUCGCGAAUCUUAAUAUAAACAACGGGCUACGGACAUCUCAGACAGAUUUUCCCUUAGGCUUUUAUUCACAGAAAAACUUUAACAUUGCUUCCUUCCCUGUGGUUGACCAUCAGAUAUUCAAGACAACAGGUUUAGAACAUCCUAUCAACAGCCACAUUGAUUCUUUAAUUAAUGCUGAAUUUUCGGAACUGGAAGCCAGUAGUUUGGAAGAAGAUGUCCAUACAGAAGAGGAAAAUUCAGGUACGAGUCUGGAAGAUGAAGAAACUGCCAUGAAAGGUUUGGCUUCCGAUAUAAUUGAGUUUUGCGAUAAUAAUAGUGCCAAUAAAGAUGUAAAAGAAAGACUAAACAGUUCAAAGUUUAUGGGGCUGAUGGGCAGCAUUAGUGAUGGUUCUAUAGUUUUAAAGAAGGAUAACGGUACAGAAAGAAACCUUCAAAAACACGUAGGUUUUUGUUUUCAGAAUUCAGGAAACUGGGCUGGUCUUGAGUUCCAUGAUGUUGAAGACAGAAUUGCUUAA
This is a messenger RNA of Saccharomyces cerevisiae S288C, 852 nucleotides long. It is a transcript of the gene PEX18, whose product is annotated as Pex18p. Lineage: Eukaryota; Fungi; Ascomycota; Saccharomycetes; Saccharomycetales; Saccharomycetaceae. The coding region runs from base 1 to 852 and encodes 283 amino acids. The record is from RefSeq and is marked reviewed. The transcript has a single exon. Gene Ontology annotation, cellular component: peroxisomal membrane; cytoplasm.